GUCACACAGUGAAUAAGAUGCGCAAACAUUCAGAUCACGAUGUGGCCAGCCUCGCCGAAGCUAUUUACACGGAGUGGCGAACUUUCAUCCAAGACCAUUCAAACAAGCCCUCAAUAGAGGUCAGGAGCGAUCCCAAGACCGAGGCUUUCAGAAAGAACGCACGGAGGCUGCUUUGUGAAGCCCUGGAUCUAGAGAUUGGUCACCCGCUGGCUGAAAAUAUUGAGCGAGAAGCUUUUCAUCUCUCUUCCCGUCUCAUUAGCGCACCGUAUCGCAAAACGGUGCGAGCUCUUGUCUUCUCAUUAAAGCAUAAACCUGAAACCCGAGCAGAAGUCAAGACUGGCACGCUCACUGUCCCUGUGUUUGUACAGAGCCAUAAGAAGUGA
This is a messenger RNA of Leptosomus discolor (cuckoo roller), 383 nucleotides long. The record is from RefSeq and is a predicted model, not a curated record. NCBI's taxonomy places the organism in Eukaryota, Metazoa, Chordata, Aves, Leptosomiformes, Leptosomidae.